AUGCCCACACCAAGUGUCAUACCCAUAUCCAGUAUCAAACCCAGUACCCAGUAUCCAGUGUUAUACCCAUCACCCAGGGUCAUGCCCACCAAUACACCAGUACCACAGUCAUGCCCAGUACCCAGUAUCCAUUGUCCUACCCAUUAUCCAGUGUCAUGCCCAGCACCCAGUAUUAUACCCAGAACCCAGUAUCCAGUGUCCUUCCAGUACGCAGUGUCAUGCCCAACGCCCAAUAUCCAGUGGUUGCCCACCACCCAGUGUCAUGACCAGUACCCAGUAUCCAGUGUCCUACCCAGUGACCCAGUGUCAUACCCAGUACCCAGUAUCAUACCCAGAACCCAGUACCCAGUGCCAUCCCAAUCCCAGAGUCAUACCCAGUACCCAGAAUCAUACCCAGUACCCAGUGUCAUACCCAGUACCGUCAUAAUGCACCCCUUUUGCCCAGUACCCAGCAUCAUACGCAGUAUCCAGUUUCCAACCCAUUACCCAGUGUCAUGCCCAGCAGUGUCAUGCCCAGUACCCAGAACCCAUUGUCAUGCCCAGUACCCAGUGUCACCCAGUGUCGCCCAGUUCCGAGUAUUAUACCCAGUAUCCAGGCCCCACCAGUGCGAAGUGUCAUACCCACCCCAGUAUCAUACCCAGUACCCAGUGUCAUACACCUUACCCAGUAUCAUACCCAGUACCCAGUGUCAUAGAGAGUACCCAGUGUCAUACCCAUUACCACCCAGUGUCAUACCCAGUACCAGUGUCAUACACUGUACCCAGUGUUAUACACAGUACCCAGUGUCAUGCCCAGUACCCAGUGUCCGACCCAGUACCAAUGUCAUACCCAUUACCCAGUGUCAUACCCAGUACCCAGUGCCAUGCCCAUACCCAGUGUCAUGCCCAGUACCCAGUGUCAUAACCAGAACCCAGUAUCAUACCCAGUGUCAUGCCCAGUACCCAAAAUCAAACCCAGUACCCAGUAUCAUACCCAGAACCCAGUGUCAUGCCCAGCACCCAUUGUCACCUGGUACCCAGUGUCAUACCCAGUACCCAGUGCCAUGCCCAGUACCCAGUGUCCUACCCAGUACCCAGUAUCAUACACGCACCCAGCAUCAUACCCAGUGUCAUGCCUGGUACCCAGAUGUCAUACGCAGUACCCAGUGCCAUGCCCAGGACCCAAUGUCAUACCCAGUACACAGUGUCCUAUCCAGUACCAAGUGCCAUGCCCAGUACCAACAUCAUACUCAGUACCCAGUGUCCUACCUGCACCAGUGCCAUGCCCAGUACCCCGUGUUAUACCCAGUACCCAGUGUCCUACCCAGUACCCAAUGUCAUACACAGUACCUAGUGUCCCACCCAGUACUCAGUGUCAUACCCAGAACCCAGCACCAGUGCCAUGCCCACACCAUUGUCAUACCCAGUACUCAGUGUCAUACCCAGUACCCAGCCAUGCCCACACCAGGCAUGCCCAGUACCCAGUGUCACACUCAGUACCCAGUAUCCAGUGUCCCACCCAGUACCCAGUGUCAUACCCAGUACCCAGUAUCAUACCCAGAACCCAGUACCCAGUGCCAUGCCCAAUACCCAUACCCAGUACCCAGAAUCAUACCCAGUACCCAGUGGCAUACCCAGUACCGAGGUCAUACCCAGUACCCAUUUUCAUGCCCAGUACAUCAUACGCAGUAUCCAAAUUCCUACCCAUUACCCAGUGUCAUGCCCAGUACCCAGUACCUAUUGUCAUGCCCAGUACCCAGUGUCAUACCCAGUACCCAGUGA
Messenger RNA from Homarus americanus (American lobster), 1761 nucleotides. RefSeq names its product adhesive plaque matrix protein-like. Lineage: Eukaryota; Metazoa; Arthropoda; Malacostraca; Decapoda; Nephropidae. The transcript has a single exon. The record is from RefSeq and is a predicted model, not a curated record. Bases 1 to 1761 code for a protein of 586 amino acids.